AUGGAUCGAAGGAAGAGAAGCCUGGAGGGUCAACUGUGUAAAGCUGUGAACGAUGGAGAACCCAGAUCGGUGCAACUGCUUCUGUCACAAGGUGCUCGUCCCGACCUGCUGGGUUGUAAAGGGGUCGCUGCGAUACACCUGGCUGUUGGCAAGGAAACGGAGAAGAACAUGCGUUGCUUGAAAAUGAUGCUGGAAUUUGGAGCGGACCCCAAUAUUAGGUCGUCCGAGGGCCUGACUCCUCUUCACAUUGCUGCACUGUGGGGAUGUUACCAAAAUCUGAAGAUGCUCUUGAUGAAUGGAGGAGACCCAAACAUCAAAGAUAAUGAAGGGAAUACACCAGGGCAGCUUGCAGUGCAACAGGAGAAUCGGAAAUGUGCCCAGGUCCUCCAGGAAUACCAGAGCAGCUCAGUAGACACAGAGGAGGACGACUUACCUCAAUUUCAAUACUCUGUGUAUUCAGAAACAGACACGUCCAGCUACCCUGCGUCAGACUCCAGCUUCAGCUCCCACUCCUCUAUGAUGAGUGACUCUAGUGAAGCCCUGUUGAGCAGCACUCGGCGCUCAUCAUUCUUCAACCUGGCGAACAUGAACGGGAGGCCAGGUUGCCGAGGAUUUUCAUAUAACAGACUUUCUGAUGUGGACUCAAUGAGAUAUCACAACCAGGACUGGAACAAUUCCUUUGCACCCUGGGCAGCUGAGGGUCCCUCCAUACUGUCAAGCACUCGCAUGUCUGCAGUGGGGCUUGCAGCUCCAAUGCCGAUCCUCAAGGAGGAUGAUUUAUUAACAAACGAUGAUGUGUUCAAGUCAAAAGCAAACGAACACGCUGACGGCAGAAUCUCUCCCUCCCGAAGAGACACUCUUCCAGCACUUCACUCCAGGCGAACAAGUCGCAAGAGCGUGACCUUCAGGGAUGUCGAUGAAUUUUUCCCAGUUUUUAGUCCCGAUUCUCCCAAACAGCAGCACACUGUCGACAGCAGCCAGUGCACCAGCAACUUAACCUUUGACCUUUCUGAUUACUCUGGCUUCCUGGAUUCAGAACGCAUGGCCACCGUUUUACACAAGCAGGGUAUCGACGUCACAUCGCCGGAUCAUGUCUAUGUUUUCAGCCGGGAGAGCAGCACGAGCACAGAAGAGGACAUGGAGAAAACAGUCGUCACACAUUGUGCUUUGCAAGAGAGUGAUGAUGAAGAGGAGAGGGAAAGUGUGAAAGAGGCUCAGGUUAAUGUAGCUGAACAGCCAGCACGGCCCUGUGGGAGCAGUAGCAGCGGCACGGCUAGUAGUAAUUACAGUAGCUGUGACAGUGACCAUUACACUAGUGCUUCGGAUGCAUCUGCUUUACACCCGUCGGUCGGGCAUGAAUCUGGCCAAAAGACUGAGAUUUCUACAGACUCUGAUUCUGAAUGUUUGUGGCGAGCUGGGAAUUUCACACCCGUUAAACCCCAGAUAGAUUCAGAACCUGAAACUACAGACCAUUUACAGAAAAUCCUUGAUAAACUGUCCCUGUGUGAGUUAAAAUCCCCAAACAAUGAAGCAUUUGCAUCUAACGGUCCUGGUGUGGAUACUUCAAGUGAAGGCGGAGUUGACGAAGAGGCUACAAGGAUAACGACAGAUGCCGAAUCUGAUGCAGUUCAGGAUUUAGAGGAAGUAGCCGAACUCCCGUUCACGCCGAGUCCUUUCGUAACUGGCAGGACUCGCUCCAGGUCGAGUCGCUGCUCGCUGAGAACAAGCAAAACGCACGACAGCCUCCUUCUCACUUCGUCUCUGUUUGAGGAGACCCUGCCUUCGCCCGUUCGAACACGCCACCAGACGCCCAGGUCUCGGAGCAGUACAGACUACUACAGCUCACCACAUGUGACUCAUUAUACGCCAUCAUAUUCAGGAAGUAGCACAGGAGGAGACUCCUUACCUGCAGAUUGCAAGGACACACAGUCCUGCACCCUAAGAGCUGGUUCAGGUGUUAGCCAUAGCCAAGAGGAUACCAUCAUCCUCUCCAAGAGUGUAGCUGAAUCACAGACGUUAUCAGAUACAGUCUUACUGGGUAAAGACCAGGACUCUGUAAUGGAUGCUUAUGAAUUAAACCUUGCGGAGGUUGUGCUUGCUAUGCGAGGCCAAAACAGGGAUGUUGCUAAAGGUUUGGAUUUUAUGACCGAUGAUGUGACGAGCGCAGAUGAGACGACAACAAAGGGAAACGUACACGAUAACCCCGUCGAGGCCAGAAGCGACAGCGUAAGAAACGAAGAUGUCUGGAUCACUGAGGACUGCAGCUCUCAGCCGGACUCUGUGUCGUCUUCAUCCAGCUCCAGCUACUUCUCCCCCAGGAGGUCCAGGGACGACUCUGACCCGGCCAGCACCCCGGGCACAGGAUGCACCCCGAGGUACAGCAUGAGCCGACUGUCGGGCUGUCACAGGCCUCAGCACCUGGCCAACCUGUCUUACACCCCCGGAGGGCGUCCGCUCAUUCAGGACCUGGAGGAGCCGGUGGAGUACCUGUACACCGACACAGAGCAGGGCCACAAGUUGAUCGAGACCCACGUCCCGCCGACGGCCGACACCUCGCUCAGCUCCAGCAUGAGCACCAGCAGCAGCGAGGACACCAUCCUCUAUGACUGGCGCCGCAAAGAGAAACAUGAAGAGGGGGAGAGUCGUUUCUUGCCCGACACUAAAGGGAUAACGGACAAGGAGCUGAGGUCGAGGCUCCUGGAGCUGGGGGAGAGUCCGGGUCCGAUCAGCAGCCGCACCAGGCCCACGUACAUGAAGAGGCUGCGCCGCCUGAUGCAGGAAGCCCAGUCCCCACAUCACCAGAAGCAAUUGGACCAGCCGCACACAGGUGAUUCCGGUUACAGUCCCGAGUUGUGUCGGGCCCUGAGGACCUUCCAGCUGCCUGAUUGUCAGACUGACGAGCAGGAUCUAUGUCAGCAGUUUGACCAACCAGAUCAAAACAGGAAGUGGAGGGAGGGCGUCAUCAAGUCCAGCUUCAACUACCUGCUGCUCGAUCCAAGAGUGACGAAGAACCUCCCGUUCCGCAGUCACACCAUGACUCCCCAGGAGUGCUUCCAGGCUUUUGUCAACGCCAUAUUUUAUGUGGGGAAGGGGAAACGCUCCCGGCCUUACAGCCACCUGUACGAGGCUCUAGAGUACUUCAGAGGGGACAAGACCUGCAAGAAACUGUGCCCCAAAGUGCAGCACAUCCUCCAGGUGUGGGAGGCCGGGCAGGGCGUGGUCUCUCUGCAUUGUUUCCAGAACGUUAUUCCAGUGGAGGCCUUCACUAGAGAGGCCUGCAUGGUGGAGGCCAUCGGUCUGAAGAUGCUCACCAAUCAGAAGCGAGGGGAUUUUUAUGGCGUGGCGUCCAACUGGCCGGUGAAGCGUAAACGGGAGCUGGGCGUCCACAUGCUCUCCCGGGCCAUGCAGAUCUUCCUGGCUGAGGGCGAGAGGCAGCUCAGACCGGCAGACAUCAGGCAGUAGCGACCCCUACAGGAGAGGGGCAUGAACAGCAGCAAAACACCAACACAGGGAAAUACCACUAGGAAUAAAAAAGGAAAUCGUUGAUGUUUCUCAAACGGGUUUGAACCUCAGGAUCCCUCUGUGCUGCUGUUUGGCAUUAUAUCUAGUUCCUGCUGCAUAUUAGCUCUGAUCACUCCCGUAGCUAAAUACACUGUGUCUUACAUGUGACACUAUCUGGUUCAAACAGUUACAUCCUUUGAAUUUGAAGAUCAUCUUGCUUGAUACUGUAUAAAAAUUACGGAAAAACUUGGGAGCGUUGAGAUGAGCAUAAUGAUAAAAUACAGAAUUAUAACUGCAGCUCUUUCAUCAGUCAGGAAAAGAUAUUUUACAAAAACAUACUUCCCAGCUUCCCAGACACUUUUCAUCUCAUGUGCUGUAAUGAUACUUUUAAAUUGAUCCACAACCCAAUUCAAAUAUCUUCUGUAGCAUAUUUAAAUUAACUGGUGCUGCACUGAUGUGUUUUCCAAAGAAGAUUUAUCGUGUUACUACUGUAGUGUAAAAUUAAUCCGAGGCCAACA
This is a messenger RNA of Limanda limanda (common dab), 4019 nucleotides long. It is a transcript of the gene ankle1, whose product is annotated as ankyrin repeat and LEM domain containing 1. NCBI's taxonomy places the organism in Eukaryota, Metazoa, Chordata, Actinopteri, Pleuronectiformes, Pleuronectidae. The transcript is spliced from 10 exons. Bases 1 to 3462 code for a protein of 1153 amino acids. The record is from RefSeq and is a predicted model, not a curated record. Gene Ontology annotation, molecular function: protein binding; endonuclease activity.